This is a messenger RNA of Pteronotus mesoamericanus, 5241 nucleotides long. It is a transcript of the gene LRRIQ1, whose product is annotated as leucine rich repeats and IQ motif containing 1. Lineage: Eukaryota; Metazoa; Chordata; Mammalia; Chiroptera; Mormoopidae. The record is from RefSeq and is a predicted model, not a curated record. Gene Ontology annotation, molecular function: protein binding.
AUGGAAGACGAUGAUGAUGAUGCAAAGCUCAAAGAAGAAAUAGAAGCUGAAUUAGAUAAAAUCAGUAUUUCUUCUUUGGAAAAAGAUGAUGUUGAUAGUGAUUCAAAAUCAGAAACCCAGAGUGAUGAUAGUGAUACAGACUUAGAUGAAUUACCUGAGUCAGUUCUUUACUGUAUUAACAUCAUAAAGAAUAAGAGUAAAACUGCUGAAGAGCUCAUUCUUCAGGACUUAGAAGACACUGAUGUUUUAAGCUGUACUUAUGGAGCAGUUUCUAAUAAUCAUAUGCAUUUAAGGAUAGAAUUAUCAACUGAAUAUAAAGAAAAAUCAGAUCAAUUAAUGAAGAUAUUAUCUGAAAUAGAAAAAGAAGAAUUUCUGAGAAGUAAAACUCACUGUGGCAGUCCUGAUUCUGUUCCAGAGCCUGGACCUCAUGCACAUGUGGAUGAAUAUGUUUUGCCAGAUGAUGGUGAAAUAAAAUUUGGAUACUGUGAAGUGGAAGAAAGAUGUAGGCAAUCUUUUGAGGCUUGGCAAGAUAAACAGAAAGAACUAGAAGACCAAGAGAAAGAAACUCUCAAAGCUCAGAGGGAUAGAGAAGAAAAGGAGUUUCAAGAAGAAGAAGAAAAGAGACAUUCCUGGAUGGAACAAUUUGAAGUUGAAAAGAAGAAACUAGAGAAUAUUCAAAAGCAAGAGCUGGCCAGGAUGAAUGAUGAACUCCAUAAAGAAGAGAAAAUGUGGAAAGAGAAAUUUAAACAACAUGAGGAGUUUAUUAGAAAUCUGAAUUUACAAAUGGAAGAAGAAAGAACAAGAUUUAAAGACCUACAGGAAAAAGAAAAAAUGCGUUUAUUAAAAAUGCAGCAUAAUGCAGCUGUAAAAAUUCAAACUAGAUAUAGAGCAUUUGUGGCCUACCGAAAAUAUGGUCCAAUUAUAAAAGAACAAAUAGAAAAUAAGAAAAAAAAAGCACUAGAGUGGAAAGAAAAGGAAGCAAAAAUACGACAAAUUGAAGAAGAAAAACAAAAAAGAUUAGAGGAGGAGAAGAAGAUAGAAGAAGAGAUACAAAGACAGAAGGAAGAAGAAAGAAAAAGGAGAGAAAAAGAAUAUGAGGAAAAAAAGAACAUCCUAAGACAAGAAAAAGAGCAACUACUAAACAAAGAAAAAUUAAGAUUAAAAGAAGUUGCAAGAAAACACCUAAUAAGAAAUAGAGCAUUAAAAAACGGAGAACAUAAUGCCACACAUUUAACUGUUGACGCUAUAUCAAAGAAUAAAUAUGGAAUAGUCAAAAUGCUAGCAGAUGGAAAAUCAAACAAGUGGGAAGAUGUUCCGCUCUGGCUAGUUAAAGGAUUGAAUGAAAGAGAAAAUAGAGAUAAACAGCUUGUACUAAAAGAAUCAAUACAAGUACAAUUAAAAGAAUCUUUAUCAAACCAAACAAUUUUGGCAGAAUUUAAAAUGGGAGAAAGAAGUGAAAACCUAGCAAAACAACACUGUUCAGAAAAAGUGGUCAAGCAAGGAAGAAAAUAUGAAAAUACAGACAUAAAAAAUGAAUUGGAAAACCCAGAUCUAAAAGAACAUAUGAAAGAACAGUUUCAGCUGCAAGAAUUAAUCUGUCCAGUAGUACAAAAGGAAAAAAUGAAGGCUGCUGUAAAUGAGAAUGUAAUACAAGAAACCCAUACAAUAACAUUAGGGCAUAAUCAAGAUAUUAAUGAAGUAAAAAACAGUAAAGUACAGAAAAUAAUCAAAGAUAGUCAACAGAGUAAGAUACAAAAAGUAGAAAAAGAAGAGAUACCAGAACAGAAUGGAACAUUAUAUGAAGAGGGUAACAUUUCAGUGAUUUCAAUAAAACAAAAACUACCAGCACUAAAAUUAGAAAAUUCUGAAUAUAUAAGGGAAAAUGUAAUAUUGCAAGGAAAAGAAAUUGAUUUAAAAUCUAAAGAAACCGAGGAGAACCCAAAGGGCAAUGCUCUGAAUAGUGAGGGAAUUACUACUGCCAGUGAUGCCAUGAUAAAUGUAGAAGGCAAAAUAAACAAGCAAAAUGAUGACUUAGAUAGAUACACUCCCUGUGACGACUUAGGUGGCUAUAAUACCAAAAACUCCUUGGUUUUUAAACAAGCAAACUCUCUAAAUACUCAUAUUAAAGAAAUUCCAGAAGUAUGUCAUGAAAACAGAACUGAAUGUGAGAAUGUUGUGACCUGCUCUGUCCCAGAGCCAACACUUCUAUGCUCUAUUGAAGAAAAAAGGCUAGCUUGGAUAAGAUCAUUUAAACCCUGGUGGGAAAUUUUUGAGCAAAACCAACAAAAGAAGAUUGUUAAGAGAAAGAGGCUUGUGAAAUGUCCAGCCAACAUGAUGCCCCCUUUGAAUACACUAGAUAUUCUUCAGUAUGGCUCUUGGAAUACUUUACAACAGGUUACAAGAGUAACAUUUCAAGACUUACCAGGUUGUAGUCUUUCCACACUGGCAGAGUGUACAAAUCUUCAGUUUCUGUCUCUUCAACGCUGUGGGUUAACUUCUUUGCACAGCCUGAAUAACUGCAAAAAACUGAAGUACAUAAAUGUACAGGAAAAUAAUAUUGAGACUAUCAACUGUGAAAAUUUGGAAAAUCUCUGUGUUGUUCUUCUUAAUAAAAAUCAACUGACUUCUCUGCAUGGUUUGGAUGGCUGCACUAAUAUCCAAAAUCUUGAAAUUUCACAUAAUAAAAUCACUCGAAUUGGUGGUUUAGAAUCUUUGAAAAAUCUUCAGCAACUAGUUGUGGACCAUAACCAGUUAAUUAGUACAAAAGGCCUUUAUGAUACUCCUACCAUUAUCUACCUGGAUUGCUCAUAUAAUCACCUUACUAAACUAGAGGGUAUUGAAAACUGUGGAUUGCUUCAGAUACUGAAGCUACAAGGAAAUUAUCUAAGUGAGCUUCCAUCCUUGGAAAAUCAUGUUCUACUAAGAGAAUUGUACUUGGAUGAUAACAGCAUUUCAGUUGUGGAAGCAUUUUCUUCAUAUUGGCUGCCUUUACUACAAAACCUCUCUUUGUCUCAAAACAGCUUGACAAAAUUCACACCACUUUAUCAUUUUGUUUCUCUGAAAAAGUUGGAUGUCAGCAACAAUUGUCUUUCUGAUCUUACGAGUGCUGCGAAGUGGUUUGAUGCAUGCUAUUCUCUCCGUGAAUUGACUCUUACUGGAAAUCCACUUCUUCAAGAAAUAAACUGGAGGGAUUCUUUGCUUAAAAUGUUACCUGCUCUAAGAAUCCUCAAUGGUGAAAUGCUAACCUCUUAUUCAGAAAGCAGCAUUGAAGAACACUGUCAACCAGAAUUAGGACAUUUUCUGGUACUUUGUCAAUCCCAGAUUAGAGAAUUCAACCUACUAACUGAAAACUACAUUACUGGAAAAGGAAAUAUAUUCACCUUGGAUGUUGCAGAGAAUCUCUGUCAUUAUUUUAAGAAAUUAAUGAAACUUAGUAAUGAAUACCGAUAUGCCCAUGAACACGGGGAUGUAAGUGUAACCAAGAGAGGUAAAGCAGAAGCCCAGCAAAAUCAUGUGGCUCCUACAGACAGUGGUAGCAUACUGCAAAAUAGAGUCCUUCACUCUUGUGCAAACAAACAUAAACUGAACUCACCAGAUAUUUCUGAAAAAUGGAUGGACUCUGGUUCUAGUCAUUUCCUAUUAACCAACUCCUUAUCUGAAGAUACAGAAGGAAGAAAUCAAGAAAAAGCAACAGGCCAGGAGAGAGAGGAUAGCAAGGCAAGUGCUAUCCCCACCAAAAGAAUCCCCUUCAUGGAAACAGUAAUGACAAGUUACCUGCUGAAGAAUCACCCAAAUACUGAACAUAAUGAAAAAAUUAUGGCAGCUAUGGUAAUCCAGGCCUACUGGCGUGGUUAUAUUGUGCGUAGACAGUAUCAUUUCUCUACAAAAGUACAUACUCCUUCAACAGGACUCCUGACAUACUGCCCAAAUUCCUUCAUCAAAAAUCAAACUAUUUUAAAGAAAGAAAAAAGAGAAAAUACUGUGGAUAUCCAAGAACAGAAGGAAAAAGCUGCUACUCUUAUUCAGGCUGUUUGGAAGGGAUUUCUUUUGCGAAAGAAACUGACAACAGCUCUAGAGGCUAUUAAGAAUGAAGAAUCUGAAGAAGAAUAUGAAGAAAUAGAUUUAGAGGAUUUCACAUUUGAUGAAGCUGCCUUGGAGAAGCAAUGGCCAACUUUAGAUUCCGCCUGCUUCCCUUCACAAACACAGCUUCUCCCAAACCAGCUGCACUGGCCAAAGUUCUCUGGAACCUUAAACUAUGAUGAUACUUCAUUUAACUUACCAAGUCCUCCAGCUCAAGCAUGGCUAUAUAAUGAAAAAAACUUGUUUUCAUCGGAACACGUACAGUUUAAUGGCAGAUCAGAAAAUAGAACUUUAUCCUGGACAUCUGAAUCAAAGACCAGCAGAAAGAGUUUGCUAAAAUCUGUAAAAGAGGAAAAAAUUUCAGAAGAAUGGGGCUUUAAGGAUAUAUCUACUGCUCAGCAAAUGCUGAAGAGAGCACAGAAAAUGAAAUCAAAGAAAUUAAGGAAAAAAUUAGAUGCUACUGUACGCCUGGCAUUAUUCAAAAGCAAUGAAAAUAAAGUUUCUGUUACAAAAUCACCUGUGAAGGUUCGAUCCAGAAGAGAUGGUUACUCUGAAGGUAAGGAAAAGGAAUUUAUCUACAAGGAUACCAUGGCACCUGAAAAAUUAGAAAGGAGUAAAGAAUAUACAUAUCAGUGGCUUCAUACACAGGUUGGAGUUCAUGAAACAACUAGUUCUAGAAAUAUGAAAUGUGAUCAUUUCUUGCCUGAGUUAGACCCAGAGGUACUGAAUGGUGGAAGAGUUCAACUUGUGAAGGAAGCCCGUGUAAACAAAAGGAGAAGGGCCAAUACAGAGUCUAGAGAAAUGGAGCCCAAAAAAGAAAUUUUCAGUGUUUCAGAAAUUACCAGACAAUAGGGUACCCGGACCAAUGACAAGUUAAGUAUAUGGCCUCCGUGGCAGGCAAGACUUGUAAGCAGAGAAGACACGGAUUUAGACCUUUUUUCCAUGACCAGUGGAAAUGCUUUGUCUGUGAAGAGAGAGAAAAAAAAUCAGGCACACAGACACUCAGCGGGAUCUUCAAGUUUUUCAAUUAAAGGAAUACUUGCACCAAUGAUAGCAAAUACAGGACCUUCUAAGAAAGAACGCAUAUCAUUCCGUGACAAUCCUGUACAACUCAGUGGUGGAUGGGGAAGUGGCAAAAAGAAGGCAAAAACUUCAAACUAG